Clunio marinus is the source of this 195-nucleotide messenger RNA. Lineage: Eukaryota; Metazoa; Arthropoda; Insecta; Diptera; Chironomidae. The record is from the annotation of a GenBank genome assembly.
AUGACCAGUUGGACAUUGCUCCAAUUUCUCGAUUUACGGGAAAAGCAAAAGAUUUAUGAAGCAAUGGAAGUGUCACGAAACUUGAAAAUGAGUUGUGCUGAUUGUAAGCAAAAUCAAUUGCGACAUCAAAUGAAUUUCUCUUUAAAGACUAAAGUCUAUCUAGUUCAAUCGAUGAUCGCCUUAAAAAAUCUGUAA